Helianthus annuus (common sunflower) is the source of this 2349-nucleotide messenger RNA. RefSeq lists its product as uncharacterized. The transcript is spliced from 2 exons. Bases 34 to 2181 code for a protein of 715 amino acids. The record is from RefSeq and is a predicted model, not a curated record. Lineage: Eukaryota; Viridiplantae; Streptophyta; Magnoliopsida; Asterales; Asteraceae.
UCACCCUGCGAUUAUUAUAGCCUCGAUUAUUAUAUGGCAGAAAAAGAAAAGAGUGACAAGUUUAGUGAACCUAUGGUAUGGAUUCGGAUCUAUAUUGCAAUAGCUUCUGGUUUGUGCAUCCUUGCCAUGGCGGCUGAUUUGUUGCAUGGUUUCCGAAAUAAAAAGUUUUGGUUUCCUUGCAAAUAUUUCUCUCUAAAUGCUGCCUCUAUCAUGGUCAUAACUGUCGCCAUGAAACUGCCAGUUGAUCUAAAUAGCCCGAUGCCAGGUUACCUGGACCAAGUAGCCAAGGUAGGAAGUUUGGCAUUCAUGUGCACGUUGAUGGCCAACUUAAUGCCUUCUUUGGCAUCUAUGGACGACAAGACACUGCUAGCAAACAUGAUAGGUUUGUGUAUUUUCGUUAUCACCAUGAUUGUGAAUAUAUGCAUUCAGAUAAAAACGGGUGUUAUUAUUGAUGAUAAUCUUUUCUAUGAGCCAACCAAAAUCUACUUCAGAUUCGCUAUUAUUGCAGGAGUCAAUACGGUUAUGAUCCUCUUGUUACUAAUAAUAAUGAUUGCUUCAUCUAUAACAAUUCCAACUUUUAAGGAAGUUUUAGAAUCUAAAUAUCGAGCCACAAACAAAAUAUCUUUAACUGAUCAACGUCUACCUGAUCAAAUGUCUAGAGUUGAGAAGCUAAGACAGCAUGUGAGAAGGUAUUGGGUCAUAGCAGAAACUGGUAGUCCUCAAUUUGGGAUGGCUAGUAAUCCAUUAUCCACUGCUUCUGGUGUAAUUUGUGUAAUGGUUUCGGUCAUAAACUUGGGUACGGUGUUCUACACUGUAAUUAAUCUUCAUGAAUUUGUGGGACGACUAUUUGAAGGUAGAUCACCAUACAAGUGGUCAAGAACUCUCAUUAUUAUAACACAGUACUUUGGAGUUGUGGUGGGAAUCAUUGCUCCUAUAAGUAGAUGUUUUUCAGUUUUCAGCUUCAAGUUGGGCGCUAAAUGGAAUAAGAAUUAUUUCAUGUUUUUAAAAGUUGAGAAAUACUGGAUCCAAAAGUUGCGUGUGUGGAAACAAAGCCCUAUACCAAUUCCAUCAAGAAAUCGAAGAUCUAGAAGUCUCGUCUACAAUUCAAGAAAUCUCUUUCUAAGCUUUUCUAUUGGAUUUCAAAAGGUGAUUGUCAUAUUGUGCAAAUUGAUAUGGCUCUUAGUGACAGUAGUCCCAGUAUUUGUGGUCAACUGUUUUACUUCACUCAACACCUCAAGAACUGAUGAUAUAGAUGAAGACAUCAGCAAGUACGUCUUACAAAUCGACAAUGAGAAAGAGCUUGCUGAAAAAACACUAAAGGGCAUUUCAAAAUCCAUGAAUUCGUUCAUAUCAAAGGCUGAGAAGGAACAAAACAACAAUCUUUUAGAGCUUCUCGAUAAAUUUACUGAAUUCGAAGGAGUACAGAUCUUCGACACUGAUCAUGUUCAAUCUCUGCUUCCUGCUGAAUUUGUAAACAGUUGGAGCUUACCAAUAGUAACCUUAACGUGCAUCGCUGUUUCCAUCCCAAAUAUUCAUACGCACGUAGCUGAGAGCAUGUUAAGAGGUGUUGGUGAAGGUCUUUCGUUCACCCAUCUUAUGGAAGAAAGCCUUAAUUGUUCAAGCGAAUAUGUAAAUCUUCGAAAGGCCAGUAUGUCCGUAUGGCAUGUGGUCGAAUACAUAUGCAAGUGGUUGGACAAUCCUCUAGCAAAACAUGUGUUUAAUGGGAAAGAUGCAACAGAGAUUGUUAAAUUCUUUUCUGAUAAAGCUAAAGAAAUCGUGACUGAAAUCUUAGCUAGUAACGAUGGAGAACAACCAGAGAACCCUCCUAAUGAGUUGAUUGCGGCCAAUUCAAUGUACCGAAUCACACAAACAAUCUUGCUUAGGUUUGAAAGCAACACAGAAUCAGUGACCAAAAAGCAGUUGUUUUCCCAUUUAGAAAGCAUGAUUGCGGACAUAUUCUGUGCUUGCUUCACAAACCUACCGCGAGUCAUAACAAUGAGAUGUCAUGAAAGUGUGAUAGAGAAAAGAGAGGCAAGUGUGAAGGUUGCAGCAAAGCUUUUUGGUAAGACUGCCAAGAUAAUAGAAAAACUAGAGAAAUGUGAUAAAGUACCAAGCAUGGAUGAAGACAAGAUGGCGUAUAUUGAUGAGUGGCGUGUUUAUAUGAAGCAAUCGAUUCCAUAAGGGCAAAGUACUGAGCAGCCACACAGAUUGUCCAUCAUAAAGCAUUCUAACAACUAUUUUUUUUUAUGUCUUUUCCUUCUUAUUUUGUUUUUCGCAAGUGUAUGGAAAUUUGGAAUUGACAAUGUAAAACUUUUGCUUGAUAUGCCACGCCGUUUGUAUUUCUGUGUA